Molecule: messenger RNA, 1665 nt
Organism: Carcharodon carcharias (great white shark)
Lineage: Eukaryota; Metazoa; Chordata; Chondrichthyes; Lamniformes; Lamnidae
Gene: ciao2b
Product: cytosolic iron-sulfur assembly component 2B
Exons: 5
Coding region: 52-528 (158 amino acids)
Biological process (GO): iron-sulfur cluster assembly
Cellular component (GO): cytosolic [4Fe-4S] assembly targeting complex
Source: RefSeq, a predicted model, not a curated record
CACGCCUUCUGACCCGGAGCCGGAAGUGCAGGUGGCGGGUUAGGGGCUGUAAUGGCGGCUGGUGCCCGGCUGGAGAAUGCCAACCCGCUGAUUUACGGGCGGAGCUCGGAGCGGCCGCUCACUGCCCGGGAGCAGGAGGAGGAGGCGGUGGACGCCAUCGACAACCGAGAGAUCUUCGAUUUGAUCAGAUCGAUUAACGACCCUGAGCAUCCACUGAGUCUGGAGGAGUUAAAUGUUGUAGAACAGCUUCGAGUUAACGUGACUGAUCAUGAGAACAGUGUGUCGGUGGCCUUCACUCCCACAAUCCCGCACUGCAGUAUGGCUACGCUGAUUGGCUUAUCGAUUAAAGUCAAGUUGUUGCGCUCGCUGCCUACACGCUUCAAGGUGGAUGUCCAUAUCACUCCAGGAACCCAUGCUUCUGAAAAUGCAGUGAACAAGCAGCUGGCUGAUAAGGAACGAGUGGCAGCAGCUCUAGAGAACUCUCACCUACUGGAGGUUGUUAACCAAUGCCUGGCAGAGAGAUUAUGACCAGAUCACGUAAUGGAACAACAAUUGCAAUUUCUGUGUGUCUCUGAGGAUCUCUGCUGGCUUGGGUGGGUCACCAGGGUGUCUGUGAGAUCCGUGAACAUGAUACAGCCCUGAAACAGGGCUUCCUGCGUGUAACGUCUAUUAAGUCAAUCCACAAACUGUGCCGAUGUGUAGAUAGAGAAUCAUUCAUUAAAAAAUACACAAAUCUAUGAUCUCUCACUCCUCCCUUAACCUGGAGUGUUUCUCUUUUUUUUCCAUCUGCAAGUCAGUUAACGGGAGCAAGUGGGGACAAGUCUUGCUGAUGAAGGAGUGGGAGGAGGAGGAGGAGGCUGUCUCUGCAAACCCUGGGGUAGGGGAGCGAGGGAGGGGAAGGGGGUGUAAAAGGUCCUAAUGACUUGGCCUCUGCUUAGCACUUUUGUGCAGUAAAAUAACCACGAUCAGUAAGUAACGGUAUAGGUCGGGGGCAGUGGGGAUGGAGUGUUGGGAGUGCUUUAAGUACAAACCCGCUUCCCAAAGUGCCUUGGCAUGUGUAUCAACCCGCAAACUCAUGCACACCCAGUUCUACUUACUGACCCACAUGUUCUCUUACACACACACGCACACAUAUACACUUACACUCACUCAGACCCUGCACCCACUGCAAUUGUCUGUGUGAGAUACUUUGUGACGAGUGAUUUUGUAAAAGCUUGCCUGUAGGUAAACUUCUAACAAAACCCACCAUACAAACCACCACCCGCUUGUGUUUUGCUGCUGCUAUUUCAACCCAGUUGUUCAUUACUGGGAUGUAACAUUCCACUCCCGCCUCAUGUAAUUUUAAUUUAAGAAGUCAUUCACAGUAAGCUCAGCAUAGCAAAAGUUAAGCAAAUUGAGUCCGCUCAGCCUUUUUAAAGCACAUAUGAUGAGCUGGGUUUUUGGAUGGAGUGAGAAUUUUUCAUUUUUUUUAAAUCGUGCUCUAGCAGUUUUCCUGUUAAGUUGGGCGCUGUGCAAAAUGGUCUGUUCCCACUAGGUGGUGCCAUUUGGGAACUGUAGCCAGUGUUGCAGCUGUGAUUUGAGAUGUCAAAUAUGUAAAACUGUGCGUUACUCACUCCUGCUAAUGAAUGUGUGAAACCAGACUCAAUAAAAACUUGGAUGAGCUGA